This is a messenger RNA of Phaeodactylum tricornutum CCAP 1055/1, 3810 nucleotides long. RefSeq lists its product with no specific name. The coding region runs from base 439 to 3705 and encodes 1088 amino acids. Gene Ontology annotation, cellular component: cytoplasm; nucleus. Gene Ontology annotation, biological process: ribosomal small subunit export from nucleus; ribosomal large subunit export from nucleus; protein export from nucleus. Lineage: Eukaryota; Bacillariophyta; Bacillariophyceae; Surirellales; Neidiaceae. The record is from RefSeq and is a predicted model, not a curated record. The transcript has 2 exons. Gene Ontology annotation, molecular function: small GTPase binding; nuclear export signal receptor activity.
CAUCACCCAACUAGUGUCAUUCCCCAAUCCCAACGACUGGCCUCUGGAGUUAUAGAGCAUCUUUGGGUCUCGCAUUCAAAGGUUAACGUAGUCGGAUUCUCCGAUCCAAUCUCUCCUAGCUCUAGUACACGUACACACACACACAAACGCGUGUAGAGAAAAAAAGGGUCUUUCCCUCCUCCUUGGUUGCACCUUGGCGUCCCGACGACUCCCUGUCUGUCCCACGCUCGUUUCGUACAAAUCUACGUAGAACUCUACGUAGAGGCAAAUUCGCUCUCUCGACGACUGUGAGCGAUUUUGCGAGACAACGAACCAUCGUCUCCACACCCGUUAUCUGGAUUGGACUCGUGCGCGCUUGUUCCUCCACGUUCGUGAGAGUGCCUCACAACUCGACAAUAGGACGUUGCAGUUCGUUCGAUUGUACCGGAAGGAGACACCAUGACCGACUUUGCCGCCUUGACGCAAAGCCUGUUGCAGCCGGAAACCUUUGACGUUACCGCACUCGAUCGAGUCGUUACAGCAGCGUACAGUUCCGGUGAUCCGCAUCAAGCUCUGGCCAACCAGACCCUCAUGCAGUUACAAGAAGUCGACGGGCUCUGGACCAAAGCGGACGCCAUUAUUGAACAAGCGCAGAAUGCACAAGCACGAUUCUUUGGACUCCAGGUACUCGACAAUGCCAUACAAACGCGGUGGAAAAUUCUGCCAUCCGAACAGAGAGAAGGCAUUCGCAAUUACGUCGUGGGGAAAAUCAUUCACAUGAGUUCCGGGGAUGAAUCGGUGUUGCAGAAAGAACGCGUCUUUGUUGGUAAGCUGAAUCUGACGCUCGUGGAGAUCCUCAAACAGGAAUGGCCCCACAACUGGCCAAACUUUAUUACCGAUCUCGUGGGAAGCUCCAAAACUUCGGAGGUCCUGUGCGAGAACAAUAUGCAGAUUCUCAAACUCCUGUCCGAGGAGGUCUUUGACUUUUCGCGCGAUCAGAUGGUGACGGAAAAGGUCAAGCGCAUGAAGGAAUCGUUGAACGGGGAGUUCGCUCAGGUAUAUCAGCUCUGCGAAUUUGUUCUGGAACAUUCCCAGCGGCCGUCACUCCUGCGAGUGACCUUGCAAACCUUGCAGAGGUUUCUUACCUGGAUUCCGCUCGGAUUUAUUUUCCAAACGAACCUCAUCGAUACACUGGUGCACAAGUUCUUGCCCGUGCAGGUGUUCCGCAACGACGCACUCGAUUGUCUGACCGAAAUUGGGAGUCUACGAGAUCUGGAUCCGACCUACGAUCCCCGGUUUCGCAGUCUCUUUACGUCCUUUCUUACACGACUGGCGGAUAUUUUCUCUCCCGAAACCGACCUACAACCAGCCUACGAGAAUGGCACCGAACAAGACUGCGAGUUUCUGCAAAAGCUGGCGCUGUUUCUCUCCGGCUUUUUUCAAGCGCAUUUGAGGGUCCUGGAAGUCCCGGAGACUCAUCAAGCACUCAUUGCGGGUUUGUUGUACUUGGUACGGAUAUCGGAAAUUAAAGAAACCGAGAUUUUUCGUAUUUGUCUCGAGGCCUGGUACAUGCUGGCGGAGGACUUGUACAAAUCGGAGCAGAUUCCGCAUCACGGAAACAUGACCCGCAGUAUGCCCGUCUCUCCCAUGGGUUUGCAGCUCAACGGCGGUGCUACCAAUAAUGGCGGUACGCAAUCGCGCAAAUUCCUGUACGCUCCGGUACUGAACGGGAUUCGGCAAGUGAUGAUCACAAACAUGGCCAAGCCGGAGGAAGUGCUAAUUGUCGAGGACGAAAAUGGGGAUAUCGUUCGCGAGACAACCAAGGACACGGACGUGAUUGCUCAGUACAAGACCAUGAGGGACGCUCUCGUGUACCUCACACAUUUGAACCCUGAAGAUACGGAGACGAUCAUGCUAUCACGGCUUGCUGCGCAAGUGGACGGGUCUGCUUGGAGCUGGAACAACCUCAAUACGCUCUGUUGGGCUAUCGGAUCGAUCUCUGGCGCCAUGGCGGAGGACGAGGAGAAGCGCUUCCUCGUCACUGUUAUUAAGGAUCUGCUUGGUUUGUGUGAAAUGAAGCGUGGAAAAGACAACAAGGCUGUUGUGGCAUCCAAUAUAAUGUACGUGGUUGGCCAAUAUCCACGCUUCCUUAAGGCACACUGGAAGUUUCUGAAAACGGUAGCCAACAAGCAGUUCGAGUUUAUGCACGAGACACAUCCCGGCGUUCAGGACAUGGCCUGUGACACCUUUUUGAAGAUCACCAUCAAGUGCAAACGGAAAUUUGUCACACUGCAACCCGACGAGUCGGUGCCGUUCGUCGUUGAACUAGUCGAUUCGCUGGGAUCGAUCGUGUCCGACUUGGAGCCCCAUCAAAUACAGUCCGUUUACGAAUCCGUAGGUACCAUGUUAUCGGACAAGGGCCCUUCGGUGACGAUCGAUCGGAAAGCGGUACUCGCCAAACUGAUGGAACAGCCCAACCAGACUUGGCGGAUGAUUAUGGAACACGCGGCAAAAAACGUGGAGACUUUGGUAGAGCCAAACACCAUCAAAGAAAUCGUAAAGAUCCUCAAGACCAACAACCGUGUGUGCGGUGCGGCCGGUUCGCUCUUUACACAUCAGCUACAAACCUUCUUUUUAGACAUGCUCAACGUCUAUAAGGUAUACUCGGAACGAAUAUCCGCGGCCGUCGCACAGCAGGGGGCCAUUGCGACUCAGAUGAGUCUGGUUCGACUAAUGAGGAGUGCCAAGAAGGAAGUCUUGCGGCUGCUAAUUGUCUUUAUCGACACGAGUGGACCGCCUGAGGCCGAGCCAAAGGCUGUUGCCGAGGGCUUCAUUCCACCUGUCCUCGACCCCAUACUGGGUGACUACAAGCGCAACAUUGCGGGUGCACGCGAUCCCGAGGUGCUCAAGUUGUUCGCCGUUGUUGUGGAGAAGCUACGCAAUAAUGUAGUGAACGACGUCCCUCGCAUCAUGGAGGCUGUCUUUGAAGUGACACUGGAAAUGAUAACCAAGAACUUUGAGGACUUUCCGGAACAUCGAAUUCGAUUCUUCGAGUUUCUCAAGGCAAUCAACGAGCAUUGCUUCCCGGCCUUGUUCAGCAUACCGCCCGAGCAUCAAAAGUUGGUUGUUCACUCUAUUGUUUGGGCGAUGAAGCACACGGAACGAAAUAUCUCCGAUACGGGCUUGGAUAUAUUGAACGAACUGCUGGUUAAUGUCGGUAAGGCUCCCAACGUUGCGCAAGCAUUCUACCAGCAGUAUCUGCUUUCGCUGAUUCAGGAUGUGUUUGCAGUUAUGACGGAUCGGCUGCACAAGUCUGGAUUCAAGAUGCACGCUACGUUGCUGCGGCACAUGUUCCAUCUCGUGCAAAUGAACCAAGUGACGGUGCCCCUCUUCGACCCAUCCCAGCAGCCGGCAGGAACGACGAAUCCGUCCUUUUUGCGCGAGCACAUAUCGAGCUUGCUGCUCACUUCGUUUCCCAAUCUGGCCCGAUCACAAGUCGGCAAGUUUGUCGAGGGUAUGCUUGACGUCAAGAUGGAUCUACUGACGUUCAAGACGCAUUUGCGAGACUUUUUGAUCGAGCUGAAGGAGUUUAACGCGGAAGACAACUCAGCCCUGUUUGCCGAAGAACAAGAGCAGGCUGCGAGAGAGCAGCAGCAAGCCAUGAUGGCUGAGCGUAGUGCCGUACCCGGGAUGUUCAGUCCAGCCGAAAUCGACAAUGAUCUUUGAAAAUGGGGUGAUUCGGAUGGCUACGGGGAAACGUCGCUUCUUUGUGAUCGUUUGACGAGCUUAUAUUAGCCUUUGCUCUAUAAUUUAGACCUUUUUACGCUGUGG